Molecule: messenger RNA, 1998 nt
Organism: Iphiclides podalirius (scarce swallowtail)
Lineage: Eukaryota; Metazoa; Arthropoda; Insecta; Lepidoptera; Papilionidae
Source: the annotation of a GenBank genome assembly
AUGAGUGGAGAAAGUGUUAUGACUAAUACGGAAAGUAAGAUCCAUUACCGAUUAGUUAACUCUGAAGAAAAAAUCCGAAUCAAAAACAAUGAUAAGUCUAUUGCAGCUUUAAAAGGCAAGAAUAUGCUUUAUGAUAGUCCCGCAGUUAACAAUAAAUAUUUUGGCAAAGCAUGGAAAAAUCGAAAUAAUUUUUCUGAAUACAAAAGAAAGAUUAUGCUUAAAGAAAAAUUUGUUAAGCAACUUGGAAUGAAGAUAUCUGCUAAGCCUGACAAAAGUUUAGAAGAUCAAUAUGGACUAAUACGUAACAUUGAAGAUAUAAGGGCUAGAGAACAGGGUUACAAUUUGCAUGCAUUCAAUGCACUGGUAUCACAGAGGAUUGGAAAUCACAGGGGCCUGCCUGAUACUAGGAACAAAAUGUGUCGCAGUCAAGAAUUUAAGAAGAAGUUGCCAAAAGCCUCAAUAAUUAUAUGCUUUUAUAAUGAACACUUUGAGACUUUAAUGAGAUCCAUUCACUCCAUUCUGGAUCGUACAGAUCCUAAGUAUCUAAAAGAGAUAAUUCUAGUUGAUGACUUUAGUGAUAUAGAGGGAUUAAAUGAAAAUAUUGUGCAAGCAGUAAACAAUUUAAACAACAUGAUGAGGAAGGAGGAGGAAAUGUUAGAAACAAAUAACAUUGAUGAAACUCUGGUUGACUAUAUAAAUGAUGAUAACAAUAUUGAUAGUUUAGACAAGAAAUCUACUGUAAUGUCGAGAUUAAGGACUGGUUUACUUAUUCGACUAUUACGAACUAGUAAGAGAGAAGGUCUCAUCCGCGCUAGGUUAUAUGGAGCCGAAAACAGUGUGGGCGAAGUAUUAGUGUUUCUGGAUUCUCACAUAGAGGUUAACGUAGACUGGUUGGCUCCAUUAUUGUCACACCUCUCAGAGGACGUUGAUGGAUUAACAGUGCGUUACUCCCAUCGGGCUGUUGUCCCUAUAAUAGAUGUAAUUAAUGCUGAUACAUUUGAGUACACCGGAAGUCCCCUAGUUAGAGGAGGCUUUAAUUGGGGGCUGCAUUUUAAAUGGGAUAAUCUACCUAAAGGUACAGUCAAGGAGAAGGAAGAUUUUAUAAAACCUAUAAAAACACCUACUAUGGCAGGAGGACUGUUUGCAAUUUAUCGAGAGUAUUUCAAUUAUAUUGGCAAGUAUGACUCUGGUAUGCAUGUGUGGGGUGGUGAAAACUUAGAAAUAUCCUUCAGGAUUUGGAUGUGUGGUGGAGUCUUAGAACUCAUUCCGUGUAGUAGAGUUGGUCAUGUGUUCCGUAGAAGGCGACCAUAUGCCCUCCGUGAAAAAGAAGAUUUUAUGGUACAUAACUCUAUGCGUAUGGCAAGGGUUUGGAUGGAUGAAUAUGUUAACAAAGUUAUAGAACUCAAUCCGAGGGCAGCGAACAUACCUAUUGGUGAUAUCUCUGAUAGGGUUCAAUUAAGAAAGCGUCUUAACUGUAAAUCUUUCAAAUGGUACUUGGAAAAUGUAUACCCUGAGUUGGAGACUGGUGAGGACUCAGUUGCUAAGAAGAGGAUGGCUGCACUUAAUGAUCCAGAAAAGAAUAAGUUUCAACCGUGGCAUUCUAGGAAGCGCAACUAUACUGAUUCAUUCCAGAUACGUAUGCAAAAUUCAACUUUAUGUGUUCAAGGCGCAAAGGACAUUAAGACUAAAGGUAGCGGAUUGGUUCUGGCUAAUUGCAUGAGGACAUUGAACCAGAUGUGGUUCGAAACUGACCGUCACGAAUUAGUCCUGGGGCGUACUCUCUGCUUGGACGCGACUAACGGCGUGGCGCCCAUCCUUGGGAAGUGCCACGAGCUCGGCGGCACUCAGGAGUGGAAGCACAAGGGAAUGCCUGGGAGUCCGAUCUAUAAUACAGCUGCCGGCAUGUGCUUGGGAACAGAGCGGGCAUUUCGUGGCGAACCCCUGUUCAUGGUUAUUUGUAAUAGCCUUCCCACAAACCAAUGGGAUUUCGUUCGUUCU